AUGACGGUAUCCUCUCACCUGCCAUACUUCAGACCGACCUGUGACAGCUCUUGCAACACCAUGGUCCAUGUGUUCCGUUCGGCCCUUUUAACUCUGCCCUUCCUCCUCGCGUCCUCUGCCGGCGUCUACGGACAUGGAGGAGUAGGAAGAGACGUUCUGCAGACUCUGGACUUUCUUGGACAGGAGGAGAGCUUGCUUGAGCCCUUGGCCGUUGAAGACAUGUUGGCUCGAACCGGCCAGUCAGCUGUUCGAAAACCAGCCGGGCAACCGUGGUCGCUGUACCUGCCGGUGUUCGCCGACGCCGCGUCCCCCUGCGGCGUCGCCCUCGCCGCCAUGGCCUCCGACCUCCAGGGACACGUCUCCCUCGGGGUUUUGCAGAUGGUGGACUCUUGGGGGAAACUCCGGGACGGUUACCUCCACGGCACGCCCUUCGUGCUCGGCCUCGGCUCCUUCGGCGAGUGCAUCCACGCGCACUCUCCUGCGCUCGGAAUCAAGGGGAGGUACUGCAGCGUCUUCUCUCUCGACAACAAGACUCGACUGAAGGCGGAUGCUGACGCGAAACUCCGGCUGGCUCAGGCCUCCGCCAACGUGGACAUCGGGUUGUUUACGCAGUACGGUACCUGCAUCCCGGAUGCCUGUACUGAAGCAGACAUGGAGGACACCAAGACGAAAAUUAAGGUCGACCUCUCUGACCUGAGAGAACGAGCCUCGUCGCCGAUUCGUCAAGACCUCCCGUCUAGGUCCUCCGCUGGCCGGGGGCACACCAGCCGCAUGGCCGGCCGGCCGCACCGCUCAGCACUUGGUCCCAUAUUAUCAAGUUUCUUGAGCGUGAUGUUGGCUGUGAUUCUGGCUGGCACUGCUGCCGAUGUCUACUACCGCGCCGUCACUUCGUCUGCGCCCAACUUAGGUUAG
Penaeus indicus is the source of this 912-nucleotide messenger RNA. RefSeq lists its product as uncharacterized. The coding region runs from base 1 to 912 and encodes 303 amino acids. The transcript is spliced from 6 exons. Lineage: Eukaryota; Metazoa; Arthropoda; Malacostraca; Decapoda; Penaeidae. The record is from RefSeq and is a predicted model, not a curated record.